Vanderwaltozyma polyspora DSM 70294 is the source of this 1365-nucleotide messenger RNA. RefSeq lists its product as uncharacterized. Bases 1 to 1365 code for a protein of 454 amino acids. The record is from RefSeq and is a predicted model, not a curated record. The transcript has a single exon. NCBI's taxonomy places the organism in Eukaryota, Fungi, Ascomycota, Saccharomycetes, Saccharomycetales, Saccharomycetaceae.
AUGAAGAGAGUUCCUAUUAUUCUAUCAGCGAAUUUUUAUCUUGGUACUACAAAUAAAAAAGCAUUCCCAGAAAGGGUUGAUAAGGAAAGAUUUCCUGCGUUAAUCAAAGCUCUUGAACAAUUUUUGUUUGUGAUUAAUAUUUUUUCAAAGUUAAGUUUUGUUUCACAUAUUAAGACACCUGAAGUAAAGGUGAAAGUGGAGAACAUUUUUGAAUCAUUAUCAAAGUAUUUAUAUACUAUAUUCAGCAAAGGCAAAACGUACUAUCCUUACUUUCAGUUACUAAUUCGUUUAUCGGUGCUUGAUUGGGAAGGAAUUCAGAACACAAAUUGUAUAUCUACUUUAUCAUUAAACGAGUUUAAAGAGAAUAUUACCUGUCUAAAAGUAUGGAUUGUUUAUGCAUGUUUGAAUCAUUCUUUGGUCCUUGAUUCUUAUAAGGAAAUGGUUGGCUUAUUUGUUUCUGAAAAACUACCAAAAGUCAAUCCAAAUUGGUUCUGGAUUCUACAGAUUGAUAAUAUUAUCACAAAUGAACUAAAAGCAAACCCAGAAUAUGAUUUAAGACAUCUUGGUAAGGGAAAAGGUCUUUUGAAUGGAAAACCUUUCUCGAAAGAAUACCUGAAUUUAUUAAAUGAAGAUAUCCAAUUGGACAUGGACCAAUACCUAAAUAAAAUCAAGUCUAAUUAUUUGGAUCUUUUGACGGUAAAAGAAGUGGCAGAACUAUCAUUAUAUGCUGAAAGUAUCAAUAUCUAUGGGAUAUGUGAACAUUUCAAUAAUUGUGGCUCUGUGACGUUUAAAUAUGUGAAAUAUCCCUCUCUUAUUGAUGCAUUUGAAGAUAAAUCCCUUUUGAAGGCUAUUCCUGAUGUGCGUAAAAGUACUAACACAGUUUCAGAUAAUAAGAUUCUUGACUAUAUUGUUCAGAUACUUGAUAGACUUCUAUUUAUGAUGUUCAUAGCUACUGAUUGCUACUUUGGUUAUAAACAGCUACAAGGAUUACAAAUUAUGGGAGAUGAUAGAAAUGUAUUUAUAGAUUCAAGAGAUAGGACAAUGUACAUAGGUGCUACGACAUUCCUUUCUGUAGAGACUUUUCCAAGAGCAAAAAGAUUAGAUAAAAUAACAUCUGAAUAUUUGGUAUUUUCUAUUUUAGUUUUGACCCCACUCUAUAAAUAUCAUUGCAAGAAAUUAGGAUAUAAUCUUCAAUAUGAUAUGGCUUUAUUUCCUCAUAUCCAAGGAUAUGAUCAUAGAUGUAGUUCCAAUUUUAAAAAAAUAUCAGAAUUGUAUCCAUCUAAACUUUACAAGGCAGGACGUUUUACUUGCGAUGAAAUAAGGAUCGCACUAGAGGAAUUAGAGAAAGAGAAAUCAAACGAGUAA